AUGCGGUGGUCGGCCAUUUUCCCAGCAAAAACCACACCCCUUUGGGAAGCGCAGGGCUGGAGGCGGGCCCAGCGACUACCCAGAAGACAGCGAUCCCAGACAUCCCCCAUCGGCAACACAGACCUGUUAGGAUCCAGGCAACUUCUCCUGCUUCCGCAGCACGCCUGCCCGCUCAGCAAGAACACCGAGAGAGCAAACACCAAACGUAGAGCAGAAUUAAAACUAAGUCUGCACACGUCGGCUUCUGCUCACGUGACGGGUCGCGUCACCACCUCCGUCGACCAUUUUCUGUUUGAUAAGCCUGUGUCCCUAUUGUUGACCGCAGCAGGAAUGGCUCGAGACUGGCCAGAUGCCCGGGGAAUCAGGCACAACAAUGAGAAGAGUUUCUUGAUCUGGGUGAACGAGGAGGACCACACACGGGUCAUCUCUAUGGAGAAAGGAGGCAACAUGAAGAGAGUGUUUGAAAGAUUCUGCCGGGGCCUCAAAUAGGUGGAGAGGCUGAUCCAGGAACGAGGCUGGGAGUUCAUGUGGAAUGAACGUUUGGGAUACAUCCUGACCUGUCCAUCUAACCUGGGCACUGGACUUCGGGCAGGAGUGCACAUCAAACUGCCCCUGCUAAGCAAAGAUAACCGUUUCCCAAAGAUCUUGGAGAACUUAAGACUCCAAAAGCGCGGAACAGGAGGCGUGGACACCGCUGCCACAGGCAGUGUCUUUGACAUCUCUAAUUUGGACCGACUUGGCAAGUCAGAGGUGGAGCUGAUGCAGCUGGUCAUCGACGGAGUGAACUAUUUGAUUGACUGCGAACGGCGUCUGGAGAAAGGACAGGAUAUUCGGAUCCCCGCACCUCUUGUCCAUGGCAAACAUUAA
This is a messenger RNA of Alexandromys fortis (reed vole), 867 nucleotides long. Its product is annotated as creatine kinase U-type, mitochondrial-like. The transcript has 3 exons. Gene Ontology annotation, cellular component: mitochondrion. Gene Ontology annotation, biological process: phosphocreatine biosynthetic process. The record is from RefSeq and is a predicted model, not a curated record. Gene Ontology annotation, molecular function: creatine kinase activity. Lineage: Eukaryota; Metazoa; Chordata; Mammalia; Rodentia; Cricetidae.